UUGAAAGCUGACGUCAUCACAGUACAGAAAAGCUCGCAGUUCAGCAUGGCCGACUUCGAUAUGAUCACGUAUGAAGAUGAUGAGGAAAAUAGCAAUUAUCCUGAUGAUGCAGCAUUAAACAUGGUACCUGAUCCGAUUUUCAUCAGAGGGACAGGGCAUAUAACUAUAUUUGGGUUGAGCAAUAAAUUUGAGACAGAAUUCCCACAAGAGCUUGCAGCUAAGGUUGCUCCUGAAGAGUACAAGUCCUCGAUCACAAAAAUGAACAGUAUACUACAUAAAACUAUGUCUAUGAACCUCAAAUGGUUAAUAUGUGGAUGCUUAUGCUGUUGUUGUACUUUAGGCUGUUCUGUUUGGCCAGUUCUGUGGCUAACAAAACGGACGAGGCACAUGAUCGAGAAGUCAUUAGAUUGGGAAAACAGCAGAUUGUACUACAAACUUGGUCUCCAUUGGACGUUAUGUAAAGAGCAGUGUGAAUCAAGUAACAUGAAAGAAUAUGUUCUCAAGAUAGAAUUUGUUCCAAGGCUGAAUAUACUCAAACCAGACUGAUACAAUGAACGCAAGAAACCGAUUGAAAGUAAUCUUAUUUAAUUACCCUUGACAGUAGCUGACACUAAAGAUAUCAUUAUGAAAUUAUGUAAAGUAAAUAGUAUGUAUAUAUGAAAUACAAGUACAUAGAUCAUAUGAAAUCCAUGUGUAAAUGUGUCAGUAUUAUUUGCCAAAUAAGUUUUAUUUGGUCAUUUGUUUGUCCUUUUUUUAAGAAAAAAAUAUUAUUGCUGCAAUGCUGUAUUUAAUAUCCCAAUUGUAGUACAUUUAUUUGUCCAAUGCACAAUUGGUAAUGAGAUGAGGUGUAUAUUUUACAAGUAACCUACUGAAUGUUGCAUGUUAUUUGAUGACAUGCAUAUUAUAACAUUUGUUUAAAUGUUGUUAUAAUAAACUAAUAUGAUAUCAUGGGUUAUAUCCAAUUUGAGAUUAAUUAGCAAUCAUAUCUUUACAUCAUUUUAUGAGUAAUCGAUAAAUGUUUGAUGUAUAUAUGCUCAUUUGCUUACAUGAAGAAUGGGAAAAAAGGGUUUUAUGUUAUGGUAUAACAAUGAUUGAGAGUGUGCGUCACAAUGUGAAACCUUUCUCAGCAGGUGUUAUAUUUGAAUUGAAGGGAGGAAUCCUAAUUCUAUUUUCAUCUACUCUAUACUAUACCCUCAAUAUAUUUGAUACAUCCCAACAUCCAAGGUGUGUGAAUGAAUUACAUGUGUACAAAAAUAUUCAUGGAUGUAUAUAUUUGUAUUUCCAAUAUUCAUAUACAUGUAGCCAUAUACCAUCAAAAUCAAUACUAUUGAUGAACUAGUUGUAUCUUUAAUUGCAAACAAUUGUAUGAAUCAAAAUAUUAUUCAUAGAUAGAAAUCCCUUUCACAUGUGUUUUAUCACGGACAUAUAUCUUAGUCUUAAUCCGCUCCUCUUGCGAUUUUGUCUAAAUCAGUUCGAUUGUGAUUCCUUUUGUUGCAGAAAGUUACUAAUGAAAAGAAAUUACAAUAUGCUUUUCAAAUUACCAAAACGUAUUUAACACAAGACAUUUGAUUAUGAAUGUUAUAUGAUUUCCGUCCCAAUUGUGUGUGAUAUAUCCUUUCCCCUUUAUAAACUAAUCCAAGAGACCAAACUGCCUAAGCCUCAUUCACAUUUGAUGGGAUAAACUUCCUCAGAAAACAUAACAAUUUUGCAUGUCAGUGUAACAAUGGCCUCUAAGCGUACUCGGCCGUAUGUUGUAAGGUACAGAAAUGUCAAGCGUACUAUGCUUACAUAGAAAACUUUCAGUGGUUGGGUAGAUCAUAAUCUGUAAUUUAGGCUUCUACCAACUUUAACAUUUAGUAGGCGAGCUUUCAUUUCACCUAUUUGGACUCUCUCAAGCCAAGUGCUUCUUCACAUAGUUUCUUGCUAUCAGUCUGAGUCCUAUUUAGUGCAAGGUUGAUCUUUAGAUCUGCAUGGAUGUUUAAGGAGUUUUUUUUCUUCUUUACAUUCAUCAUGUAUGAAGUUGAACGAGGCCUUAUUGUCGUUAAUACCAGUGAAUGUAAUGUUCAUAGGUCUUGGCUAAGGUGCCUCAAAAAUGUUAUUUUAAUGACAAGGGACUUUAUUUUUAAAAGGAAAUGAUUUACUCAGACUUCUUUUUCACCUUAUCUUGGUAUAUUGUUGAUAAGAACAUUAUGUACAAUUUAGAAUUGAUCCUAGGAAUUACAGACUUUUAUUCUUCCCUUCUCUACCUCUGCUAGUUAAAGACAUUUACUUACAAAAUUGAAAUGCAAUGUGUUAAGAAUUAGAUUUAUGCUUGUGUGUACUGGAUAAUACUGAAAUGUGCCAGGGAGGGGGGGGGGGUAGUUUAAUUGACCUAACGUCCAGGUUUCCGUAGUGUUGAAUUUGUUAGCACUGUAUGUGAAAAGAUUCUAAAUGACAAAAAUUCAUGUAAAAUAUUGCUUCCAUAGUAUGUAAUUGACUUGAGACUGCAAGUUGCGUGUAUCUCGUAAAGUGAGUUGGAAUUUUCAUGAUUAUAUAUUUCAAUUUUGUCAUAUUAGCUAUCCCUUGUCUCAUUUCUUCCAUUUAAAUGUAGACCUAGGUCUUUAACAGUCUGUGAUAAUAACUGUUUAAUUGUGAAAGAGAAUACCCUGAAAUUGUAUAACUCAGAUCUGCCAAUUGAGCAAACUGGUCAAUUUUGUGUCAAAAUCUCAUUCUGGCAUAGAAUUAAAGACCGAUGUAUAAGUAAUGGCAAAUUGUAAUAGACCGGUAAUUUCCAGAUCUAAUGAUCUUGAUGAUGACCCUCAUUUUGUAGGCAUGUAGGGUAUCAUGGUUUAGACUUUUUCUUUUCAUUUUCUGUCAAAUCAUGACAAUUGGUAAUUAAACCCACUCUUAGCUGGACCUCACGGCCAUGAUGGAUGCUCGCAGUAUUUUAUUUCUUGAAAAACAUAGAUGAGUUAACCAUUUAUGUACUUUUGAACAUUUUAUAAGGGAUGGUGUAAUUUUCUCUCAUGUUCUAUGACAUUGGAGAAAAUCUCUUCUCCUCAGUUAUCUACCCCCUCUGAAAUUAACAAAAUAUACCGGUAACUUUCAAAUACUAGCUAUGUACAUGUAUGGGAGAGGGGUUCAUUGAAAUGGUGGAAGUUACCGUUAUCUAUAAACAGUCAUGUGUCCUAGAGGGUUAUGAUGUCCUGGCUUUGGGGUAGUUGUGUGAGAGAAUUGUUUCAUGAGUAUUUAAAUGCUGAAGGGUAGUGGACUAGUGGUACUAGUUGUUUUCUGCAGUAUACCAUUUGAGGGGGUAGUAGCUAGUCCUAAAAUCCUCAAAAACGUUCUGUUUUUCAGAGUCAUUUAUCAGGUUACAAUUUGGAACAGAAUAAUUAUCUUUGAUUCAAGGGGAAAGAUAGGAAAUAAUGAAAACUGUACUUAUCGAAAGAUGAAGGAUUUGUCCUUGGUUAUAUCAGGCCAAACUGUUUGAAUUUAUUUCUCAAACAUUUAUGAAAGGAGAUGCACUUGUAAAAGCUUGGUGUUUAUUAUACAUACCAUACAUACCAAAUGCAAAGUCUAUACAUGUAUUAUACCAACAUUGAAUAUACACCUAUGCCUACAAUAACUAAUGGUUUUCAAACUUGCAAGAUAUUCAAUUUCAAAGUGAAGAUACAUGUAAUUAUACUUUGACUUAUCUUGAGAUUGUUAUCUGUGGUUUGUUGAGCAUGGUGAGCGUCUCUAAAAAGGUGUGUGGCUGGAAUGCUCCCCAGGGAGCGGAGAUGGCAAGGGUACAUACAUUGUGGGUGGCCAAGCCUGAAUGUGAUGACCAGGGUAAGAAUAUUCCUGAGAAGCUUUGAAGAGACCUCAUAGAUGAUUAAGCAACUAUGUAAUUAAAAUAUGUUGAGUACAGUCUAAGUGACACCAGGGUAAUUUUACAUGUAGGUCCAUGGUUAUUUCUUGUAAAGAUGCUAUGCUAUGCAAAAGGUACAUGUAUUUGUAAUUUUAGCCUUUUUCGUCUUGGGAAAUAGUUUUGUGUUAUGUAGAUAUUGCUGUUGUACUGUUAACAGAGAGAUAAUGGGAUCUUUUCCUUUCAUUCUAAUCCAUCAUUUCAUUCUUUUGGUACUCUGUAAUUUGAUUUAGAAUGAAAUUAUAAUAAUUAUUAGAGAAUACAGUUUUGUUCUUUAGAUACCUGAAUAUAUUUGAAAAAAAGAUAUGCAUUAUCUUCUUAUUGGCAGUUACUAGUCAAAUGCAAAAUAUUCAUUUUCCCACAGCAUUAUGUUAUGUAAAUGCAUACAGUUUCAAUCAAGAUAAAUCAUAGUGUGAGAAAGAAUAUAUAUCUUUGUAAAACAAUGAUGCUAAUAAUGCACAAAACUAAUGCCAAUUUGAGAGGACAUAAUGACCUCACAAGAAAAUUGUAUGAUUGGUGGUUAUGAUCUGCAUGAUAACCUCAUUGAAUACAGAGUGGUUUAAAGAGCAAAAAAAAAAAAUAUGAUAUCUAAUGGCAUGUUCUGCUUAUGAUAGAACCAAAGGAGAAGUACCUGUGAAUUAUUUUUAAUUAUAGUUUUAUGGCAUCUUAUGAUAAACUAAUGCAAUUUAGAAAAAAUCAUGGUUUGCAUACGUUGUUACUUAAUGAAGAAAAGAAAUGUUAAGAUACAAUUUGUGUUACAGUCAACACUAUUUUACUAAAAUUUGCAAUUAUACAGUGUAUGUUUGGCUCAGAACACUAUUUUAGAUCAUAACAAUAGUAAUCUUUACAUCUACUUUGAAAUCUUUUGUAAAUUGACAUACCUGGUAUAUUUAAAAAAAUAUAUAAUUGGUAUAUUAUUAUGUUUCAAAAUUAGAAUGAUGAGUCAUAGUGACCUACACUUAUUCCCCUAUUCUGAAAGGUUAAACAAAUUAUGUUUGAAAUGUUUUAUAGAAUAAUUAUGAAGAGAUAGGGUUAGUAGCAAGCUGAUGCAAAUACCCAUCUUUAUUACUAAACUCAAGAAUUGUGCUUACUCUUUGUUUCAAGAAGCAAUAGUCGACAUAUUUUGUUUCCAAUUAUUUUCAACCUUGACUUUUGUUAUUGUCUUACAUGUAUAUAGUUAUAUGGGUUUAUUAUAGGUAAAUGAUUAUGAUUAGACCUCAUGAAAACCCUGAAUAUUUAUAUGAAAUAGAAAUAAAAAUCAUGUGUUCUAAUCUCCCCCAAGAAAUAUGAAUACAGGUUCAUUGAUAUACAAUUUAUGUACAUGCAGUUAUGUUUGUGCGCAUCUAUAGCUUCAUGCAGUAACACCAAUAAACAGCAGAUACAAUGUUA
This is a messenger RNA of Strongylocentrotus purpuratus (purple sea urchin), 5275 nucleotides long. Its product is annotated as cysteine-rich hydrophobic domain-containing protein 2. Lineage: Eukaryota; Metazoa; Echinodermata; Echinoidea; Camarodonta; Strongylocentrotidae. The transcript is spliced from 5 exons. Bases 46 to 546 code for a protein of 166 amino acids. The record is from RefSeq and is a predicted model, not a curated record.